Molecule: messenger RNA, 3613 nt
Organism: Rhododendron vialii
Lineage: Eukaryota; Viridiplantae; Streptophyta; Magnoliopsida; Ericales; Ericaceae
Product: chaperone protein ClpD, chloroplastic-like
Exons: 12
Coding region: 578-3418 (946 amino acids)
Biological process (GO): cellular response to heat
Cellular component (GO): cytoplasm
Molecular function (GO): ATP hydrolysis activity; ATP binding
Source: RefSeq, a predicted model, not a curated record
UGGGAUUUUGAGCAUUGUGGAGAUGCGUUGAGCUGAUUCGUUUAUCCGCCUCCUGAAAAGGCCAGCAUUGGAAAGUGUCCUCUAUUGCGAUCCCAUCCGAUCCGAUCGUCCCUUUUUACAAUCCAAAACCAGGAAAGAGUCAAUUGACGACUGGUACUGGGUAACCCACUCCCCCAAGCCAAAUCCAUCCUUUCCGUAGGGCGUAGGCGUAUCCCCUCUCUCUCUCUCUCUCUCUCUCUCUCUCUUCUACACUCCCUUCCGGAGAAAGAGAGAGAGGAAACCACAGAAAGAGUUCACCCAAAUUCCCAUAAAAAACAAUUCCCUUUUGUAAUCAGACCCAGAAGAAAAAAAACACUUAUAGUACUUUCCUAGCUUUGACGUGCAGUCUUCUUUCUCCUCCAAUUCCUUCCUUCUCUCUCUCUCUCUCUCUCUCUCUCUCUCUCUCUCUCUCCAUCUUCUAAGCUUUUUAAUUCCUCCUUUCACCAAUAUAUACAAAGAUAGAUAUAGAUACGUACAGACACAUAAAAUAUCUCAAUUUGUCGACACAUCCAGAGAGGAGAGACUUGACCAUCCUCCAAUGGAAGCUUCAACGUCGUCUUCCUCACCCCUCUUCGUUCACUCUCUCUCACUCCCCCGUCACACCCGUCUCUCCGCCCAAUUCGCCCCCGCCAUCGACUGCCGCCACAAAUCCCUCACUUUCCCAAACCCUAGCCAUAACCUCUCCAGCUCAAAACCUUACACUUCUAGUGCCUUCUUCAGAAUCUCAACGUCGCCGUUUCCUUCUUUACAAUCCCGUAGAAAACGAUCUCCUCUACCCAUCACGGCCGCCUUCGAGAAAUUCACGGAGAGGGCUAUCAAGUCCGUCGUGUUCUCUCAGAGGGAAGCCAUGGCCCUAGGUAAAGGCAUGGUGUUCCCGCAGCACUUGUUGCUGGGUCUGAUUGCCGAAAGCGGUGGUGAUCCCGACGGGUUCCUGGAUUCCGGCAUUGACAUCGAGAUUGCUCGAGAGGCGGUUCGGAGUAUUUGGAAGGUUGAGGAGCAGAGUGAUGAUGGUGAUAGCGAUCAUCAGGGUUCGGGGGAUUCGAAGAAAGCGUCUGAUUUGCCAUUUUCGAUUAGCACGAAGCGGGUUUUUGAGGCCGCGGUGGAGUAUUCCAGGACUAUGGGGUAUAAUUUCAUUGCGCCCGAGCAUAUUUCUGUUGGCUUGUUCACGGUUGACGACGGCAGUGCUGGUCGUGUUCUCAGGAGAUUAGGGGCAAAUAUGAAUCAGUUGGCAGCUGUGGCAGUCACGAGACUUCAAGGAGAGCUGGCCAAAGAUGGUAGAGAAUCACCUGCUGCACCAAAAGGGGCACGAGAAAAAUUAAACACCUUAAAAGACACUAUUGUUAGAUUCCGUGGGAAGCCAAAAGAUAAAAGUGCUUUGGCUCGAUUCUGCGUGGAUCUUACUGCUCGUGCUGUUGAUGGACUCAUUGAUCCAAUUAUUGGCCGAGACACUGAAGUUCAGAGAAUCAUUCAGAUUCUUUGCCGACGGACAAAAAAUAACCCUAUUCUUCUUGGGGAAGCAGGAGUUGGGAAAACAGCUAUUGCUGAAGGCCUGGCAAUUAAUAUUGCGCAGAGAAAUAUUCCGGUUUUCCUGUUGACAAAGCGCAUCAUGUCCUUAGAUAUUGGUCUAUUGAUCGCAGGCGCAAAGGAGAGGGGAGAGCUAGAAGCGCGUGUUACUAAGUUAAUUAAGGACGUAAAGAAGUCAGGCAAUGUCAUUCUUUUUAUUGAUGAAGUCCACACACUUAUUGGUUCGGGCACUGUUGGACGAGGAAACAAGGGGCUUGACAUCGCAAAUCUACUGAAGCCGUCUCUUGGGAGGGGUGAAUUACAGUGUAUUGCGUCAACAACUACAGAUGAAUACAGGAUGUAUUUUGAUAAGGAUAAAGCAUUAGCUCGAAGAUUCCAGCCUGUGAUGAUUAAUGAACCAAGUCAGGACGAUGCAGUUAGGAUACUGUUGGGUUUGCGUGAAAAAUAUGAGGCCCACCACAAAUGUAAAUAUACAUUGGAGGCUUUGAAUGCUGCUGUUCACCUUUCGGCAAGGUAUAUUCCUGAUCGGCAUCUUCCUGACAAGGCUAUUGAUCUCAUUGAUGAGGCUGGGAGUAAAUCUCGUAUGGAAUCCUCUAAGAGGAGAAAGGAACAACAAACUUGUAUACUUUCAAAGUCACCGGACGAUUACUGGCAAGAGAUCAGAACUGUUCAGGCCAUGCAUGAAGCGGCCCUUGCCAGUAUACUGAAUGAAGAUGAUGGUGCUUCUAGCAUUGAAGAUGAUCGCAAACUUUCAGAUAAAUGUUUACCUAACAAUGAUAAACCUAUGGUUAUUGGACCUGAUGAAAUAGCAGUGGUUGCUGCACUUUGGUCGGGUAUUCCAGUUCAGAAGCUUACAGCCGAUGAAAGAAUGCUUCUGGUGGGUCUUGAUGAGCUGCUUAAGAAACGGGUUGUUGGCCAAGAUGAAGCAGUUUCUGCAAUCUGUCGAGCUGUUAGGAGAUCCAGGGUUGGCCUCAAGGACCCUAAGAGGCCAAUUGCGACAAUGCUGUUCUGUGGCCCUACUGGGGUUGGCAAAACCGAAUUGACAAAAGCUUUGGCAGCUUGCUACUUUGGUUCAGAGGCUGCCAUGCUAAGAUUGGACAUGAGUGAGUAUAUGGAGCGGCAUAGCGUUAGCAAGUUGAUAGGCUCACCACCUGGUUAUGAAGGCUAUGGAGAAGGAGGAACUCUUACAGAAGCUAUCAGAAAACGACCUUUCACAGUGUUACUGCUUGAUGAAAUAGAAAAAGCCCAUCCAAAUAUAUUCAAUAUUCUUCUCCAAAUACUUGAAGAUGGCCACCUGACAGAUUCUCAGGGUCGAAGAGUAUCAUUUAAGAAUGCAUUGAUCGUGAUGACUUCGAAUGUGGGCUCCACUGCGAUUGCAAAGGGCAGACGCAAGCGCAUCGGUUUCUCUGUUGGAGAUGAUGGCGGCGAGUCUACUUCGAAUGCUGGAUUGAAAUCACUGGUAAUGGAAGAACUUAAGGGGUACUUCCGACCAGAGUUGCUGAACAGGAUUGAUGAAGUAGUUGUAUUCCAUGCCUUAGAGAAAGCUCAGAUGCUCGAAAUAUUAAAUAUGAUGCUGCUCGAGGUGAGGGGAAGGCUUGUAUCUUUGGGAAUUGGCCUGGAGGUGUCUGAAGCAGUAAUGGACUUCAUAUGCAAGCAAGGUUAUGACCGUAGUUAUGGUGCCCGGCCUCUUAGGAGAGCAGUUACCCGCUUGGUUGAAGAUCCUUUGAGUGACGCAUUUCAUUCUGGCCUUCUCAAGGCUGGUAACACUGCCAUCAUUGAUUUGGAUGAUUCGGGAAAACCAGUUGUCCACAAUCAAUCAAGUCAGAAUAUUGAAUUGUCGGAUACCUUCUUGUAGGCUUCUUACGAUGACCAUUGAAUUGUCAGAUACCUUCUGACCUUCAGUUGUAUUUAAUCCUGUGCAUCCAAUAAAUUUUGCCCUGUAUAGCAUUCGCACUUAACUCACUCCUGUAUAGAGAACAAGAGCUGUAAUUCUUUCUUUGGAUCAUUGAUGACCAUUUUGGUCCGGUAAAUCAGAAUGUAAGUUACUUUA